AUGAACUCUCUAAUUGCUUUCCUCUUUUCUAAUCUUGUUAUAUUUCUGAUUUUCGCCACCAUUGCUGCUUUUGAUGGUGGUAACGAGACCGAUUAUCAGGCGUUGUUGAAGUUCAAGUCUAUAAUCAGGAAUGAAGAAGCUCUAAGCUCAUGGAACACUUCCUUUCAUUUAUGUGAUUGGAGUGGUGUUAUAUGUGGGAAGCGCCACAGAAGAGUCACUGCUCUACUACUAAAGUCACAAGGCUUAGAAGGCUCCUUGUCUCCUCAUGUUGGGAACCUCAGCUUCCUUCAUCUGAUUUCUCUCACGAACAACAGCUUACAAGGAACCAUCCCUCAUGAACUCGGUCGUCUCUCCAGGCUACGUUUCCUCUAUCUUGGCUCUAACAAAUUCAAUGGGGUCAUUCCAACUAACAUGUCCCAUUGUUCUAACCUUGAAGAUCUUAGACUUAAUAAUAACAACCUAGUUGGAAGCAUACCUAAAGGGAUCGGUUUCCUCUCCAAACUUACUUAUUUUUUAUUUGAGUACAACAAGCUAACCGGUGGAAUACCGCCUGGCUUGGGAAAUCUAACAUCAAUCGAAUUGUUCAAUGCUGCAACCAAUCCAUUGGGUGGGAACAUUCCACACACCUUAGGCCAUUGGAAAAGCUUAACAACAUUAUACCUUGGUCUUUGUAGCUUAUCUGGAACCAUCCCUCAUUCCAUUUUUAACCUCUCACUCCUAACUGAACUUUCCUUUCGUGAUAAUCAGCUUACCGGUAGUCUUCCCUCGGCCUUAGAUGAAAUGCUCCCUCAUCUUCGGUACUUUCAAUUACAGGAUAACCAACUGACCGGAUCUCUUCCACCAUCGAUAUCUAAUUGUUCUAAAUUAGAAUUUCUUGAAGUGCGUGGCAACGGUUUUAAUGGAAAGUUGAGAAUCGACUUUUCAAAACUAAAAGAUAUCUAUCAGAUAAACAUUGAUGAUAACACCUACGGAUUCGGAGAAGCUGAUGAUAUGAAGUUUAUUGAUACUUUGAGAAAUUGCAGUAGAUUAAAGCGUUUAGAUCUUCGUAAUUGCAGGUUUAAAGGAGUGCUGCCCACCUCAAUUGGUAAUCUUUCUGAUAACCUCAGUUUUUUUAUUAUACAAGAAAAUGAAUUUUAUGGAAACCUCCCUUCAAGUAUCGGUAAUCUAUUCGGCCUGACCGGUUUAGGUUUAUCAAGAAACCGAUUCACAGGAAAAUCCCCUCCGCCAUUGGUCAGCUUCAAAUGCUAUAAAUAG
This is a messenger RNA of Lactuca sativa (garden lettuce), 1254 nucleotides long. RefSeq lists its product as uncharacterized. NCBI's taxonomy places the organism in Eukaryota, Viridiplantae, Streptophyta, Magnoliopsida, Asterales, Asteraceae. Gene Ontology annotation, molecular function: protein binding. The record is from RefSeq and is a predicted model, not a curated record.